Nerophis ophidion (straightnose pipefish) is the source of this 2502-nucleotide messenger RNA. RefSeq names its product oocyte zinc finger protein XlCOF7.1-like. Lineage: Eukaryota; Metazoa; Chordata; Actinopteri; Syngnathiformes; Syngnathidae. The record is from RefSeq and is a predicted model, not a curated record. Bases 270 to 1409 code for a protein of 379 amino acids. Gene Ontology annotation, cellular component: nucleus. The transcript is spliced from 2 exons.
GAACGCUCGUUUUCCUCAUGAAGCAUAUAAUCACUUUUGUGAAUAUCGCGCCUCAUUUCAGGGACGUAACACAAUAACAUUUACGUUAUUGUUUAAAUAUAGAUUUAAUAAUUAUUUGUGUCCUAUGUUGUUUUUGCAGGACACAGUUCGGCGCAAUGGUGACGUCAUGUAAAUGCGCCGAAAAGGUUCAUGUUUGUCUCUCGAUAAUACAUCCAAAUGUGACAUUAGCAACGCGUCUUUAGUGUAAUCGCUGGAAGACAUUGUCAAACAUGUUGAAAGAGUUGGUGAAGGAGCGACUAAUGGCGGCAGCUGAUGAAAUAUUCGCGCUGUUUGAAAAAACAGUAGCGUCGUACGAGAAGGAACUUUCUCGAACAAGAGAGAAGGAACGACAACUGGAAGCUGUUAGCGAGACUCAAACGGUGCUAGGCAUAAAAGCAGACUUCCAGCAGCCGAUUCGUCAUCAAGAAAUACGCCCGCCGCAGCCACGGCCCCCCCACAUUAAAGAGGAAAAACAGGUACUGUGGAUCACUCAGGAGGGAGAAUGUUUUCUCGGGCCGAACGAGGCUGAUCUCACCAAGCUGCCACUGACCGGUGUCUCUGUGAAAAAUGAGGAUCAAGGCGAACCACCCGAGUCCUCAGAGCUUCAUCACAGUCUAAGGGAGGAGAACAGAUGGGCGGAGUCUCCAAGCAGCGACAAUCCCCGACACAUGACAAGUGAAGCUCCUCGAGGAUCACAAGCAGACAAUCUCUUAGCUCCACUAUCCGAUAGUGACAACACAAUGUCACACUAUCUUGAAGAUGAAGACUGGGACAAGACCCAAGAACUGUUGAGCGGCGAUUCAACCUGCAAAGCUGAUAUAAGGACUCCCAUUAACAAAAAACACCCUGAAUGCUCUAAGGACAAGAUCCGUUUCACUUGCUCUGUUUGUUCCGAAACCUUUUCUCAAAAGAGGGACUUAAAUCGACACGUAAAAAAACACACCACAGAAAACCCUUUUUCUUGCUCAUUUUGUGGCCACACGUUUCCUUUCAGGUCCACUUUUAAGAGACACAUGAGAACACACACUGGAGAAAAACCCUUUUCUUGUUCGGUUUGUGGUAAAGGAUUCCCUCAAAAGUCCAAUUUUCUAACACACAUGAGGCAACACACUGGGGAAAAGCCUUUUAGUUGUUCAGUUUGCGGCAAAAGGUUCUCUCAAAAGUCAAAUUUUAUAACACACACGAGGCAACACACUGGGGAAAAGCCGUUUAGUUGUUCAGUCUGUGGUAAAAGAUUCUCGCAAAAGUCACCGAUGGUGUUACACAUGAAAACGCACUCGGGAAAACUGUAUCCCUGUUCUUUUUGUGGUAAAAGGUAUUAUUAUAAGACCAGCUUGAAAGUACACAUGCGUAUGCACAAUGGAGAAUAGAACAGACCCUCCUGGGUUUUGCAGUGUCGUGACCUCGCCCAUUCACGCAAAUUCCACCAACCUUUGUAAAUAAAGUGCGGCAUUGCAACCAUCAUCUUCAUGUUCGCCGAUUGAAACUGUCCCUAGUAAGGCUAGACCGGGGGUGUCAAACUCAUUUUAGAUCAGGGCCCACGUGGCGAAAAAUCUACUCCCAAAUGGACCGGACUGGUAAAAUCACGGCAGUUAGCUAAUUAGAGUGUGGCACCAGGUGUCUUCAAUAUCUGACCUUUUCACCAUAUUCAAAUUUUCUGAGAUGUUGAGUUUAGGGUUUGAAUUGGUUGUCAGCUAUAAUCAUCUCCUUUUUGCCAAAAAACACUUGAAAUGUAUCAGUCUGUUUGGAAUGAAUGUAUACAUUCUACAAGUUUGACUUUCUAAAUGGAAUUAAUGAAAUAAAUCAACUUUUUCAUGAUAUUCUAAUAAUAUUACCAGCACCUGUAUACUUAUGGCCCUUUGAAGCCAGUAAUUUCCAGAACUUAGCUCAUCCGGUGAGAAGCCUCCAUUUUGACUAAAGAUUUCCAACGUUGCAAAAAUGUGUAGAAUAAAAAUUAAAAUACAACAUUUUUGUCUACGGAAGAUUUGCGUCAGCCUUUGAUAGUAGGCUAAUAUAGACACUUAUAUCAUGUGUUGCCUUCAUUAUAAAACUUAUAUAAGGCUUUUAAUUUUUUGCGGCUCCAGACAGAUUUUUAAUUUUUUUAUUUGGUCCAAUUUGGCUCUUUCAACAUUUUGGGAUGCCGACACCUGGUGUAGCCUAUCAGAGAUUCCCCCAAAAAAUUAAGCUUAGUUGCUAAAUGUCAUUAUUGUUGUACUUCAAUACUGUAUAAUGUACGUUAAAUGUUCACUUAAUUUUGGUGUCAAAUUUAUGUGCAGACUUAUGUCAUAGUGAUCGUGUGUGGCCAAAAAAUUUACAACCCAAAGGAUAACAACAUCAAACUGGGAUCAAGUUUAUUAUUUUGAAUAAAAUAUAUAGGACUGUUAUUUGUCUAUUUAGCGGUGCUCAUGUGACAUUGUUGUCAAAAUCUGAUGGCGUGAAAUAUACUUUUUUGACCUAGGAAUA